Molecule: messenger RNA, 1416 nt
Organism: Lontra canadensis (Northern American river otter)
Lineage: Eukaryota; Metazoa; Chordata; Mammalia; Carnivora; Mustelidae
Gene: KRT28
Product: keratin 28
Exons: 8
Coding region: 22-1416 (464 amino acids)
Biological process (GO): intermediate filament organization; hair follicle morphogenesis
Molecular function (GO): structural molecule activity
Source: RefSeq, a predicted model, not a curated record
GUGAACACUGCUCAUUCUGUCAUGUCUCUCCGAUUUUCUAGUGGGUCCAGGCAUAUUCGCUUAUGGUCUGGAACUGGAUCUAUGAGACCACCCAGUGGAGGCUCAGGCUUUGUGGGCAGCAAUGCAUGUGGCAGCUCUGUUGCUGGAAGUGGAUUUUCCUGUGCCUUGGGAGGGGGCCUGGGCAGUGUUCCUGGGGGGCACCAUGCUAGUGGUGUCCUUGGAAACGCCACUUGUUCUGGCUUUGCUGGAAGUGAAGGGGGACUUCUGUCUGGAAACGAGAAGGUGACCAUGCAGAAUCUUAAUGACCGCUUGGCAUCCUACCUGGAUAAUGUGCGAGCUCUGGAGGAGGCAAAUGCUGAACUAGAGAGGAAAAUCAAGGGUUGGUAUGAUAAAUACGGACCAGGAUCUUGCCGUGGACUUGAUCAUGACUAUAGUAGAUACCACCUAAUCAUCGAGGAUCUUAAGAAUAAGAUUAUCUCUUCCACUACUGCUAACGCUAAUGUAAUUCUGCAUAUUGACAAUGCCAGACUGGCUGCUGAUGACUUCCGGCUAAAGUACGAAAAUGAGCUCGCCCUUCACCAAAACACGGAGGCGGACAUCAACGGGCUGCGGCGAGUCUUGGACGAACUCACGCUCUGCAGAACCGACCAGGAGCUGCAGUACGAGUCCCUGAGCGAAGAGAUGAGGUACCUCAAGAAGAACCAUGAAGAGGAAAUGAAGGCACUGCAGUGCGCGGCCGGCGGGAACGUGAACGUGGAGAUGAACGCGGUGCCCGGGGUGGACCUCACGGUCCUGCUGAACAACAUGCGGGCCGAGUACGAAGCCCUGGCGGAGCAGAACCGCAGGGACGCGGAGGCCUGGUUCCACGAGAAGAGCGCCACCCUGCAGCAGCAGAUCUCCGACCACGCGGGCGCGGCCACCUCGGCCAGGAACGAGCUGACCGACAUGAAGCGCAGCUUGCAGACCCUGGAGAUCGAGCUGCAGUCCCUCCUGGCAAUGAAACACUCCCUGGAGUGCUCCCUGACCGAGACGGAAGGCAACUACUGUGCGCAGCUCGCCCAGAUCCAGGCUCAGAUCGGGGCCCUGGAGGAGCAGCUGCAUCAGGUCAGAACCGAGAUGGAGGGCCAGAAGCUGGAGUAUGAACAGCUCCUCGACCUCAAGGUCCACCUGGAAAAGGAGAUUGAGACCUACUGCCGCCUGAUUGAUGGAGAUGGGAACUCAUGCUCCAAAUCAAAGGGCUUUGGAUCAGGAGCCUCAGGGAAUUCACCUAAAGAAUUAUCCAAAACCACACUGGUAAAGACAGUGGUUGAAGAGAUAGAUCAACGUGGUAAAGUUCUUUCAUCAAGAGUUCACUCCAUUGAAGAAAAGACAUCUAAAAUGACCAAUGGUAAAACAGAGCAAAAAGUUCCAUUCUAG